Messenger RNA from Alternaria ethzedia, 2073 nucleotides. RefSeq lists its product as uncharacterized. Gene Ontology annotation, biological process: positive regulation of transcription by RNA polymerase II. Gene Ontology annotation, molecular function: transcription cis-regulatory region binding; DNA-binding transcription factor activity, RNA polymerase II-specific; zinc ion binding. The record is from RefSeq and is a predicted model, not a curated record. Bases 1 to 2073 code for a protein of 690 amino acids. The transcript has 2 exons. Lineage: Eukaryota; Fungi; Ascomycota; Dothideomycetes; Pleosporales; Pleosporaceae. Gene Ontology annotation, cellular component: nucleus.
AUGGCCAACACCGCGACACCACCCUCCAACAAUGACUCGCCCACGAGCAAGCCAUUGCCCUCGAGAAAGAGAGCCAGCGAUGCCACACCCGACGACAAGCCUAAGAGGACUCGUACCGGCUGCCUGACAUGCAGAGAGCGCCAUCUCAAGUGCGAUGAGACCAAACCGACCUGCAACAACUGCCUCAAGUCACAGCGCGAGUGCAAUUGGGGCAAGAAGCUCAACUUCCUCGACACCACCUGCGAGCGGAAUGCAUACCUGAUCCCCCAAGGCAUCGAUUAUCAGAUCGCUUUCAUGGACGAGUCACGGACUAUUGCUUCGGAAUACGUGGGCGGGCGAGAAAUGUAUCCAGUAGAGGACAUGGACGCACAUGUUCAUAUGGGCAGCAACGGCUUUGGCAUGGGACCGCCAGCUUCGUCGCGCCAGCACAUUCCUCCCAUCCAGGGCAUCGCACAGGAGUCGUACCAGCAAGCGCAACUCACCUACAACUUCGACCAACAGCGGACCCAGCACCAACACGGGCGUUCAAUAUCGAGUUUCUCAAACGGCCCAACACCGUCCCCAUACACGAUGGAGCAUUCGGCCAGUCCCGGACCUCUCCCCACGCGCGACUACCUGAAGAGCCAAGAAGAGGUCUUAUACAUGCAGGUUUUUGUCGAGGAAAUUGGCAUUUGGAUGGACAGCAUGGACGCACACAAGCACUUCUCACGUCUACUACCCUUCCAUGCGCUCAACGAACCUAUGCUCUUACACGCCUUCCUCGCAUGCGGUGCACGACAUCUCGCCCUUGUUAAUCCCAAGUACAGCGAGGAGAAAGCACUCCACUAUUACGACGUAGCCACACGAGACCUUCUGCACUCUCUGCAGGAUCCCGACCGCGAUACCAUUCUAUGUGCCACCACGGCGGUAAUCCUCAACGUUUACGAAAUCAUGGGAGAACGUGCGCUACAACGGAUGAACCAUAUCGCGGGAGCUCGUGCUCUGAUCAAAGAGUGCCGCUGGAAUGCUAGGUCAACAGGCAUCGGAGCCGCCUGUUUCUGGCUGAACGUCGGCAUGGAGAUCUUGAGCUGUCUGCACUUCAACUGGCAGGUCGCUUGGGACCCCGACGAAUGGGGCAUCGAGAUGGACUUUACACCAGAGACUGAGUCAGGCAAGGAAGAAGUCUGGACCCAUCGUAUCCUCUAUGUCGUUGCAAGGAUAUGCAACUUCCGUGCAUCGAUACCGCGCAACCAGGAAGUCGCCAGGCAGACCUUGCAGGAACGGCACAACGAGUGGCUUCGGCUCAAAGACAUGACUGACAGGUGGAACGAGAACAUACCACGCACCAUGCACCCAAUGGCGUAUCUGUACCCCGGACAAACAAUAUCCGGUUCAGCGUUCCCCGAAGUCUGGCUAAUCAAGAGAGCAUCGAUAAUAGCGCGGCUCUUCUACCAUACAUCCCUUGUCUUGCUCGCGCAGAUCAACCCGCUGCAAGGCCCUAGCGAACCCGACAUGUGGGCCAUGCUCGAGCAAAAUUCCAAGUUCAUCUGCGGUAUCAGUGCACAUGUCAAAGACCGCGGGGUUGCCAGCGUAGCGCUACGUUCCCUCGCCAUCGCAGCUGAACCGCUCACAGACCGACGCGAGCAGGAAGAGGUCCUCCAGAUAUUCGACAAGAUCAGGCAAGAGACGGGUUGGCGUGUAGGCUUCGUCAAUACAGAGCUGAAGCAGAAGUGGGGCUGGGAUACGCCGCAAACCCAGGACCAGAAGCCACAGCAACAACCUCCACCUCUGCCACCCCCACAACAGCAGCAGCAGAUGAAUGGCCACAUGCAGGAAGGCAGUGUUGUGUACCAGCAACAGCCUCAGGUCGUCGUUCAGCAGCAGAUGCCGCAAGUCUCGGUUGCACCUGCCCCAGUACAGCGGCGGCCGACGGGCUUUGGUAACCCUCUGCUCGUAGCAGACUUCAGCAUGCCACAACAUCCUUACCAGACGCACUACGUGCCUGCAAACAUUGUUCAGCAGCAGCAACCGCACACAUUACUUCAGCCCCCACUUACCGCAAUGAACGGGUACGGCGGACAGCAUUUCUUCUAA